CAUCAUCCGGACGCGGAAGUUGACUGUGAAAGUGACAAUCUUCAGUUGUGUCUGGUUGUGCUCUGUGUGUUCCGCUUGACAAUGGAUAUUUCCCAACAAGAGAGGACAUAUGAGACAUCAAUGGCUGACAAAUCUACUCCAAGUAGUCUUGCAAGAUACCUCGAUGGUGAAUUUUGGGAAACCAAAGAUCAUAUUCGUGAAGAAAUAUCCCAAGGCGAGCCCUUUCGAACUAGCAGUUAUGGUCUCACGUUGGACCAGAAUAGAGAUUUAACGGUGGAGAGACUGGAGUAUGUCUUAACGAGGCCACUAAUGCGACAUCACCUUAAAGAUCAGAUUAAAGAGAAACAACCAGGCUUCAUAGCCAAGAGCUUGGGUAUCACGGAGCUGAUAUGCUCUGCAGAUAUGUCCACUGGAGUAAAGUUGGGUGUUGUCUGUGGCUUGUUUGGUGGUGCAGUCACAAACCUUGGAAGCCCUGGUCAGAAGAAAAAAUGGUAUCUCCCGGUUACGGAUUCGGAGUUCACUGGGAUGUUUGCCAUGACAGAGAGGGGUCAUGGGAGUAACGUCCGGGGAAUCCUUACAGAGGCCUGCUACGAGCCAUCUACACAGGAGUUCAUCAUCCACACACCGUGUGAGGAUGCCCAGAAGAUGUACAUCGGAAACUCCAUGAAGGGGAAUUACGCCUCUGUGUUCGCUCAGCUCAUCAUCAAUGGAGAUUCCCAAGGUCCUCACUGUUUUAUUGUUCCAAUCCGAGACCGACAUGGAGUCAUGAAUCCUGGAGUGACAGCCAUUGACAUGAAGCACAAAGAAGGCUUACACGGGGUUGACAAUGGCAUCUUGAUAUUCGACAAUGUCAGGAUACCGAGGACGAACCUGCUCAGCAAGUUUGGCUGUGUGUCGGCAGAUGGGCUGUACUCUUCUCCUGUCCAGAACAAGAGCAAACGUUUUAACGCCAUGUUGGCUGCUCUCACCCCUACCAGGCUGGGGCUCACUGUCCAGGCCAUAGCUGCCAUGAAGUUGGGCCUCAUCAUUGCAGUGCGUUACAGCCACAGUCGGCGUCAGUUUGGGCCUAAGGACCAGCAGGAGGUGAAGAUCAUUGAGCACCAGACCCAGUACCUCAGACUGAUGCCUCACCUGGCUGCAGCUCUGGCUCUCACCUUCACCACCAGGUUUGCAGCAUGUACGAUGGACCAUGCUCUGUGCAAAGGAGAGGUUCUACAGAAUAAUAGUUCUCUCCAGGCUCUGGUUGCUGGACUCAAAGCCUAUAGUACCUGGGAGAACCUCGCCUGCCUUCAAGAGUGCCGCGAGUGCACCGGGGGCAUGGGUUUUAUGAUGGAGAACCGAAUCCCUGCUCUGAAGUGUGACUCUGAUGUCUUUGUCACAUUUGAAGGGGACAACGUCGUCAUGUUACAGGUGGUGGUAAAGGAGCUCAUGACCCAGUUCACCAGGCAGCUGGGAAACAGUGUGGUGGGCGGACUCAUCAAAACCUGGACGAGCUCAGUGUCUGACAGGCUCAGAACCAGUUUCCUUGGCUUCAAUGUAGAUACGGUGGGGGACUUGAGUUUCCUGCUGAAAGCAGUGUCCUAUAGGGAGAGGGUUCUACAGCGCAGCCUAACAACCAGACUCUACAACAAGGUAGAGAAGAAAAGAGAGGAGUUUUUUGAUGCCUGGAACUCCUGUCUUCAUCAUGUGACCAGCCUGGCCUUAGCACACAUACACAGAGUAACUCUGGAGCAGUUUGCUCUGGCCGUUCAAGAGUGCCCAGUCGAAGAAGACCACACCUUGCUAACGAAGUUCUGCCUCCUCCAUGGCACCAGUCUGGUGUACCAGGAGAGAGCCUGGUAUCUAGAGCAUCACUACCUGACCCCUGCUACCAGCCGACAGAUACGCACCCAGCUGUUGGAGCUGUGUAGAUUGGUGAAGGAUGAGGCCCUGAAGGUGGUGUCUGACUUCAACGUUCCCUCCUGCUGCAUCCAGGCGCCAAUUGCUGGGGUGGCCAACCCCCGGGCUGAGUGGGCCUUCUACUCUGCACCGGAGCACCCCAUCAGAGCCUCCAAGUUAUGAGCCCCACUGUGCUGAUCUAGGAUCUGUCCAUAUAAUAUUGUUCAUCAUGAUCUAAAGGGCUAAACUGAUCUUAGAUCAGCACUCCUACUCUGAGACACUUUGUGGAUACGGGCCUUGCUCACUGCUUGACUCAUCCUGGUCUCAGUGAAGAGCCAUGGGCUAUGUUACAAUGUCCAUAUUAGCACACCACUUAGAAUAAAGCAACUUAUUUGGCAUGCAUUCUAAGUGACGUAGUGUGGAUAUUAGAACAGAGCCCAUGAUAUUUUGCCUAAUCUGGACACGGUCUGAAGACUACAGACCCAGUUGUUGUCUAGACUAGUGCCAUUAGCCGCAGGCAUAAUACACAGGACAGUCUCAUUUUGAUUCAUUUCUAUUUAAAUCUCUUAUCAGUUCUCAAAGAAAUGUUGAAAUGCUUCAUGUUUGUUAUACUGUCAAAUCAUUGGGUUUUAUUUGAUAUGUGUGCAUUUGGGAGCUUUUGUACUUUGCUUGGUCCAAUUCAUUACAUACAGUGGAUGCCUAUGUGGCUCAGAAUAGCUUGACACAGUCAGUGUUGCUUAUUGAAAAUGUGCUAAUUUUGUUUGUACAAAAAAAAGCUUUGAAAUUAAAUGUAUUCAUGACACUAGUAUAUAGAGAUGCACUUUGACUGUGAAUCUCUCUGCCAGACACUUUCCCUCACCAACACCAGCUAGACCGUGAUGGCCAGCUGUUUGAUUCAACAACAUACAACAAUGGAAAUUACACAAGAUAUGUUUAUAAUAUAUUUUAUUAAUAUGAGCACAGUGAGCAAAUGGUUUGUGACACAAUACAUGUGGGAAGUGUAGGCUACUUUAUAUCCUUAAAUUUUCUGAUCAGUUAUCUGCAUAACAUGUAGGCCUGUAAUGUUGAUUGACUCUUGAUGAACAAACAUUGUUUGCUCUGUAGGUUACUUGCGCUUGCAUAUACAUUAAAACUGUUCCAUGACAAAGUGUCAUCAGUUUUGUACUGUAUCUUUGUCAUAUCUGAAAAUCAAUUGUCACUGCUCUUAAUAAAUGUACUUAAUAGGAAUAAAUGUGCUGUAUAGUGUGUCUUGUUUCGCA
Oncorhynchus keta (chum salmon) is the source of this 3137-nucleotide messenger RNA. It is a transcript of the gene acoxl, whose product is annotated as acyl-CoA oxidase-like. The transcript is spliced from 19 exons. Gene Ontology annotation, cellular component: peroxisome. Gene Ontology annotation, molecular function: FAD binding; acyl-CoA oxidase activity; fatty acid binding. The record is from RefSeq and is a predicted model, not a curated record. NCBI's taxonomy places the organism in Eukaryota, Metazoa, Chordata, Actinopteri, Salmoniformes, Salmonidae. Gene Ontology annotation, biological process: fatty acid beta-oxidation using acyl-CoA oxidase; lipid homeostasis. Bases 82 to 2061 code for a protein of 659 amino acids.